Desarmillaria tabescens is the source of this 246-nucleotide messenger RNA. RefSeq lists its product as uncharacterized. NCBI's taxonomy places the organism in Eukaryota, Fungi, Basidiomycota, Agaricomycetes, Agaricales, Physalacriaceae. The transcript is spliced from 2 exons. The record is from RefSeq and is a predicted model, not a curated record. The coding region runs from base 1 to 246 and encodes 81 amino acids.
AUGUCCGCCCCCGAAACUGCUACCAAAUUCUCUUCUGCUGAAACCUCCUCCGUCGCUGGCGGACAACUCGUCGGACGCUCUAACAAGGGCGCCGUCGCACCCAAGGAAGCAUUGAAGCUCCGUUUGGACCUGAACCUCGAGGUGGAGAUCGCCAUCCAGGCCAAGGUCAACGGUGACAUCACCCUCUCCCUCCUGCGCCCGCAAAACCGACCCUUCUACGGGUCGUGGCGCUCACGAAAACAGUAA